Molecule: messenger RNA, 1289 nt
Organism: Panicum virgatum (switchgrass)
Lineage: Eukaryota; Viridiplantae; Streptophyta; Magnoliopsida; Poales; Poaceae
Product: reticulon-like protein B11
Exons: 6
Coding region: 143-736 (197 amino acids)
Source: RefSeq, a predicted model, not a curated record
GGAGUGCCGGAGUGGUAGACACAGAUCUCGCGUGUGGUGCCGCCGCCCCGCGCGUGCUCCGCCACUGACCGGAGCGCCACCAAAUUCCUCCCCAUUUCGAAUCAGCCAAACCGUCGCCGAACCCUAGCCCCGGCGAUCUCGCAUGGCCACCCACCCGCGAUCUCUCCACGCCCGGCUCGGCGGCGGCGCAGUCGCCGACGUGCUGCUGUGGCGGCGGAGGAACGCCUCGGCGGCGGCCGUGGUGGGCGCCACGGCGGUCUGGUUCGUCUUCGAGCGCGCGGGCUACAGCCUCCCCUCGGUCCUGGCCAACGCCCUGCUCCUCCUCGUCGCCAUCCUCUUCUUCUGGGCCAAGUCCGCGUCGCUGCUCAACAGGCCUCUUCCACCUCUUCCUAAUCUAGAGGUUUCAGAUGUGGUUGUUGAGAAAGCUGCAGAUCGUGCUCUUGUAUGGAUCAAUAGAGUGCUUGCUGUUGGCCAUGAUAUUGCCAUCAAGAGAGAUAGGAAAACUUUUAUAAGGGUGAUAUUAAUACUCUGGGUGGUUUCGUAUGUUGGAAUGCUCUUCAACUUCCUUACGCUCAUUUACAUUGGGGUAAUGCUUUCUCUGUUGGUUCCACCACUGUAUGAGAAGUACCAGGAUCAUGUUGAUGAAAAGCUCGGUGUAGCACACAGUGUACUAUCAAGGCACAUAGAUACCAUCAUUACCAGGGCGGGGCAAGCCAAGCAGAAGAAAACUGAGUAAAAGAAAUGUUUUGGCUGUAUUCUGGAACAUCUCCGGUUCUCUAGUGGAGUUGACGUGAGCCUUUCAUCUUUGACUAUCCAUAUCUAUGAUCUCCACUAAAAUUAAUUUUCGAUAUGCUGAUCUGAGGUUUUGAUGCGCAUUGUUUUCAAGCUGAGAAAUGAGGUGGCUUGUGUAUUUUUCUUUCUGAACAUGAGGUUUACUAUGGGCGCAUAUCGUACUCGCAAUGAUAUUGGAUAUUGCAAACUCGUACAUACAAGAAUGCCGGCUGCUUGCGCAGUUAACCAUACGAUCUUGUCGUCACUGAUUUUAAUUUUAAACUCCCCCUGAGGAACUUUGUGGAGCUCGCUCUAUGCGGCUAUGCCCAACUGCUGGUAGGUCGUAUUAUGAAAGACCUAAUAAGAACCACACCUAUUUGACAUGGGUAGUUGGCCAGUUGUGUCGUGUGAAUGGCUGAUUAUCUUUGUUCACGGUUCUGUUUGGCUGUACCUGUACUUUGUAUUACUCCAUCCCUUUUCUUUUUACAAGGGAAGAUCUUUAGAAGUAUAAUUUGACC